CGUGCGCGGCGGCUGCGGGCCGUGCGGGCCCGAGCGGCCAUCCCGGGCGGGCAUCGCAUCCCGGGCGUCCCAUCCCGGGCAUCCCGUCCCGUCCCGUCCCGGGCGGGCCGGCGCUGCCGGGCGCUGCUCCCGGCGCGGGCCGGGGAUGGCGGCGCCCGCUGCCCGCGCGGCCCCGCGGCUGCCCCGCCGCGGCCUCUGAGCAGCCCCGCCCGGGAGAGGCGUCCCCCGCGUCCCGCCGCGCCGGGCCGGGCCGGGCCGGGCCAGCAUGGCCAGCCCCGCCCAGGGCGAGCGGCCGAGCGAGCCACCGCUGAUCGAUCUCAGUGUGGAUGAUGACGAGGAGCUUGUGAGAAGAACUCUGAAAGUCAAAAAGAGUCGAUUUGAUCAAUCCUUGGUUAUUUUCACCCGAAAAUUCAUGGAUCUUCUCAGAGCAGCCCCAGAUGGUGUCCUAGAUUUAAAUGAGGUGGCAAAAAGACUUGGAGUUCGAAAGCGAAGAGUCUAUGACAUCACCAACGUGUUGGAUGGAAUCCACCUCAUUCAGAAGAGAUCCAAGAAUGUUAUCCAGUGGAUAGGUUCUGAUCUUGACAAUGUUGUUGGAAAAGCACCAGAGCAGCAAAUCCUUAAAGAGGAACUUUCUGACUUGUCAGCCAUGGAAGGAGCUCUGGACAAAUUAAUCAAGAAAUGUGCUGAGCAGUUGUAUGAACUGACAGAUGACAAAGAAAAUGCAAAACUAGCUUAUGUGACAUACCAGGAUAUCCGUAGCAUCCAGGCAUUCCAGGAACAGAUUGUGAUUGCAAUCAAAGCUCCAGAGGAAACCAGACUGGAAAUCCCCAUUCCCAAAGAAGACUGCAUAGAAGUGCACGUGAAGAGCACGAAGGGACCCAUUGAUGUGUAUCUGUGUGAGGUGGAACAGGAGAAGCCAGGGGACAAAGCCCAUGAAGAUGUGGACAGUGUGACCUUGGAAGCAGAGCCCUCGGUCCCUCCUGCAGAAGGUGGUGUCUGCCUGUUGCCUUCUUCUCCCCAGCUGGUUCUGGUGGUGGUGGUGGUGUUACAGAGCACUGUGCUGAAGCUGCAGGCUGUGCUGCCUUUGUCUGGACACGGUGCCUGGGCCAGGCUGGGUGGGAGGGCAGGAAAGGCCUGGCAGAGCAGUGUGAGCUGUUGUGGGAGCUCAGCAGGAGGGCAGAGCCCGUGGCAAGGACUCUGGGUGCUGAGCCUCUGCUUGCCCGGCUCCUGAGGGGUGUCCUGAGACAGGAGCAGUGUGUGUCAGAGCCCAGCAGCUCAGCUGGAGCAGUGGAGAGGAGGCUUGAGGUGGUGUGAGAGGCAGGAGGCUGCUGCUGCUGCUGCUCCUGCCCGCCCUGCCUGAGGGAGGGCAGGUAUGAGAGGGCCCCUGGGGUGUGGGCUCUUCAGAGCAGGUGGCUUGAACCUGCUCUGUCCAGAGCCCCAGUGCUGCAGCUGUUGUGGCUCAGCAGUGAGGGUGUGGGGAUUGCAGGAGCUGGGAACACAAAGCGUGAGUUCUCUUUAGCAGUGCUGCUUUGUAGUUGAGGGGGAGAGUUGGCUUCUUAGUCCUGGGCUGGAUUUGGGCUGUGUUUUGCUUGUGAGUGUCCCAGAAUCCUGUUCCUACCAUGACAGUAACUGUGCUCCUGGUUUUUACUGUCCUUUCAAAGGGAGAUCUCCGGGGGAAGAGAAGCAGCAAACCACCUGAUGGCAGAUGAAUUUCAGCUCAGGAGUCAGAUACAGAAUGUAAAUAUCUGUGCUACAGAGCUUUUCCAAAGCCACUUGGAUAACUCCCAAGGGAGUUAAGUCUUACUCUGUGUAGGUGCUGUUUGCAUUGUUCGCAUCCAGCACUGCAUGAACUAUGGGAUUAAUACUGACAUGAAAUAGUUGGGAUUUUGUAUCUAUGUGUAUCAUGUCUGUGUAUUUACUUGUGUAGAUUUAUUGAGUUGGUUUGCAUCUCUUGUACAGCAAAGAAAUAAAAGAAGCUUAUCAAACAAA
Apus apus (common swift) is the source of this 1989-nucleotide messenger RNA. RefSeq names its product transcription factor E2F6-like. The transcript is spliced from 6 exons. Gene Ontology annotation, cellular component: RNA polymerase II transcription regulator complex. Gene Ontology annotation, biological process: regulation of transcription by RNA polymerase II. Lineage: Eukaryota; Metazoa; Chordata; Aves; Apodiformes; Apodidae. Gene Ontology annotation, molecular function: DNA-binding transcription factor activity, RNA polymerase II-specific; protein dimerization activity; RNA polymerase II cis-regulatory region sequence-specific DNA binding. The record is from RefSeq and is a predicted model, not a curated record. The coding region runs from base 266 to 1231 and encodes 321 amino acids.